CUGGCUGUCCACCGCGAGGCGCAACCCGCACCAAUGGCGCACGGACGGAGCGCACGAGAUGAUGAGGGAGAUCUGCACAUCCCCCGCUUUAACCCGCAUGACUCCCCGUCUGUUCUUUCCCCGCAGGUCCCGACUGCUGUCCCCAGAACAUCUCCCGCGCAGACGGCCCCUCAAACACUUCUGCAGGCGUGUUAUAGGCGUGGGCGGCCCGGUCGAGUGCGUCAGGUACCUCAGCAGGUGGAGGUGGGGCGCGUGGCCGCGGUGGCCGGCCCUUCAGUGCCCUCCACCGACCCGGGUGAGACGUACGGUAUCAAGGUAAUGAUACAAGGGAGUACUUACCAGGCAAUGGUGGAUUCGGGCUGCGGGCAGACCAUGAUCCACCAGAACCUGGUUCGACCCGGGGCUUUGAGGCAUGCAACACGGCUAAAAAUCCGGUGUGUUCAUGGGGAUGUGCACGAGUACCCGAUUGUGCCAGUUGAAAUUUGGUAUGAUGGCCAAAAGCAUAGGGUGGAGGUAGCUGUAAGUACGCACCUCUCGCACCCCGUAAUUUUGGGCACAAAUUGGCCGGGGUUUAGGCGCUUACUGACACAAUGCGUAGGAGUGCGUUCACAGACCGUAGGGAAAGGGAGUAUCUGCGCAGUUCUCAGUGGCGAGGCGGGGCCAUCCGACACUGCCGAACGGGAACCGGCGGAUGCUUCGCGGGAAGCCUCCCCGCCCCCCUAUUGGCGUCCUACGGAGGAUUUUCCACUUGAGCAGUCUCGAGACGAAACUUUUCGCGCGGCCUGGGACCAAGUAGAUUAUAUAGACGGUCGGCCGAUGCGCCCGGGAACAGCGCGGUUAUUCCCUCACUUCUCCAUUAUGAGAGACAGAUUAUACCGAGUGACCCGUGACACUCAAACAGGAGAGGAAAUCACCCAGUUGUUGGUGCCAAAACGCCGCCAGGAAAUGGUUUUCCAGGCGGCGCAUAUUAAUCUUAUGGCUGGAUAUUUGGGGUAUGAUAAAACACUGAAUAGGGUCACGGUCCGGUUCUAUUGGCCGGGCAUCCGGGCAGACGUGCGCCGCAGGUGCGCCGCCUGUCCGGACUGCCAGCUGGUGAAACCAGCGGCCACCCCGAAGGUCCCUUGCGCCCAUUGCCGCUCAUGGAGGUCCCAUUCGACAGAAUUGGGAUGGACCUCAUCGGACCAUUUCACCCGAGUUCACGGGGGUAUCGCUUUGUGUUAGUUCUGGUAAAUUACGCAACGCGCUACCCCGAAGCAGUGCCGCUGCGCUCCAUCUCUGCAAAGAGUGUGGCGCAAGCGCUGUUUCAGGUCAUUUCCCGAGUUGGAAUCCCGAAAGAGAUUUUGACUGACCAGGGCACGUCCUUUAUGUCACGCACGAUAAAGGAACUGUACGGAUUAUUGGGAAUUAAAGCAAUCCGCACCACCGUGUACCAUCCACAAACGGAUGGGCUGGUGGAGCGACUAAACAAAACGCUAAAUACCAUGAUCCGUAAGUUUACGCACAAGGACAAACCAAAUUGGGAUAAAUGGCUGGAUCCUCUCAUGUUUGCGAUGCGGGAGGCACCCCAAUCCUCCACUGGCUUUACGCCUUUCGAGCUAUUAUAUGGCAGAAAACCACGCGGAGUGUUGGACGUAAUUAAAGAAAGUUGGGAGGAAAGUCCAAGCUCCAGCAAAAAUGAAGUGCAGUACGUUCUGGACAUGCGAGCAAAACUCCACACGGGGGCGCACUUGUCUUGUGAGAAUUUGCUCACGACAACAGCGCACGUAUAACAAGGGGAUCAAGCUAAGAAAAUUUUCACCGGGAGAAAAAGUCCUUGUAUCACUCCCAACAUCCGUCCCAUCCUUUACAUCAGCCGUAAGCAGUCUGAAAGGGAGGCCAGGUACAGCACAGUAGAGAGGGAGUGCCUCGCCAUCAGGUGGGCGGUCGGGGCCCUCCGAUACUACCUCCUGGGGCGCUCAUUCAGCCUCUGCUCGGACCACAAACCCCUCUAGUGGCUCCACCGCAUGAAGGAUGCCAAUGCGCGGAUCACCCGUUGGUAUCUGGCUUUGCAACCCUACAACUUCAGAGUGAUCCACAGACCGGGUGCACAGAGGGCUGUGGCCGACUUCCUGUCCUGCUCUCUUCCAGGAGGGGGGGGGGUUGGCGUGACUGGACGACGUCCCGGCCUGAGUCUGGCGAUGGAGGUAUGUGAUGGGCGUGGCCUUUGCACCUGCGGGGAAGCGGGGUGUGGCAGGGCCGGCCUAGAGGUUGGCGACAGGUGAUUGGAUGUGUUUGUCGCUCUGUAAAAGGCCGCAGUCGGGAGGCGGGGGGAGAGAGAGACGGACAUAUCGUUGCUGGCAACAGAAAGACUGUGUGGAAAUGAGAGACAAAUUGCUGUAAAAAAAAGUCAGGUUUAUUGAAAAAUAAAACAUUGUUGAACCUAAA
Messenger RNA from Nerophis ophidion (straightnose pipefish), 2424 nucleotides. RefSeq lists its product as uncharacterized. Lineage: Eukaryota; Metazoa; Chordata; Actinopteri; Syngnathiformes; Syngnathidae. The transcript is spliced from 2 exons. The record is from RefSeq and is a predicted model, not a curated record. The coding region runs from base 34 to 1221 and encodes 395 amino acids.